AUGGCCUCCAUCAAUUUUUUCUUAUUCCGACUCUCAAACUUAAGCCAGGGAACGAUACUUCCUCGCUGUUCUUCAAACGAUCAAGAUCAUCAUUUCAUCAUUAUUCCAUUUCAGCGUGAUGAGAGCUGUGGAUUUCAAUUAAGUAACAGUAUUUGCUCAUGUCAUACAUGUCCUUUCUGGUUAUUGUUGGCGUUACAUGAUGAAUCGAAGCAAGAAUCAUUUUUGGUGAAGUUUUUGAACAAGAGAAUAAAUAUUGCCAUAAAAAAGGUCUUGUCCAAAUUAAAAAUUUACAACACUGAAAAGUGGCCGUAUGUGGCCGUGAGGUUUAACAAAAUUCACACGCAUUCAUACAAUUCUAAAACGAAACAACUGCGCAGGACCCUUGCACACCAACCAAAUAUUCAUUAUGUUUCCUUUCUCGCGUGGGUCAGAUGGACACGUUUCGGAAAGCGCCCGUUCAGAUAG
This is a messenger RNA of Helobdella robusta, 465 nucleotides long. RefSeq lists its product as hypothetical. The coding region runs from base 1 to 465 and encodes 154 amino acids. The transcript is spliced from 6 exons. Lineage: Eukaryota; Metazoa; Annelida; Clitellata; Rhynchobdellida; Glossiphoniidae. The record is from RefSeq and is a predicted model, not a curated record.